UUGUAUGGAAUCUAUGGGGAUGGGAUCGGAUUCGAAGCAAACUUUGGGUAUGUGCAGAAUGCCGAGUAUGGACUUGAAACCGUGGGCGUGGGCUUUGUGGCAGGAGGACAAAAUGGGCCAACUUUGAAGAGUCAAACUGUAGCUGGAAUCGCUUCUGCGUCACCAAUUUACAUGGGUAUUUUUGGUCUAGGGACACAGCCAAUAAACUACUCAACGAUUGGCAACUCUUCUGCACCGUCUUACACUGCCGGGGCAAAAUAUCGUGAGUUGCUAUCCACGACUUUACAUUUCGGUGCUGACAAGAGAGUAGGUCUCAAAGAUGGUCAAUAUGGCCAGUUGAUAUUUGGUGGAUACGAUACAUCCAGGUUCACACCAAAUACAGCAGCUUUUACUUUGGCUGGAGACAUAAAUCGAGACAUAGUUGUUGCUAUCCAAUCAAUCACAUUCAGUGGCACCACCCAGGCCAGUCUUCUCCCUGCACCUAUCUACGCCUUCAUUGAAUCGACGGAUCCAAACAUAUGGCUUCCAAUAGCUGCCUGUGAAGCUUUUGAAAAGGCAUUUGGCCUUUCGAGGGACAAUACAACAGGACUCUAUCUAAUCAACAGUACUCACUACACAGCACUUCAAAAUUCCGAUACUCAAGUCACCUUCUCGUUAGCGGACAGUCUUUCAGGAGGUCAGACAGUGAACAUUGUUUUUCCCUUCAGCGCAUUCGCACUUUCGGCAACUUAUCCAUUCACUCCGAAUGCUACAUAUUAUUUCCCGUUGAAGGUCGCUGCCAAUGACACUCAAUACACAUUGGGAAGAACCUUCUUGCAAGAAGCAUACCUCACAGUAGACUACGAGCAAGGAAACUUUUCAGUCAGCCAGUGUCUGUGGAGUGAUGCAGCAACCACCGAGCUCACAGCUAUCAUAUCCUCGUCGUAUCACACAAACUCUUCAUCAUCACCAUCCAGUUCCGACAUAACUUCGUCAAACUCUGUGUCCACAGGGGUCAUUGUUGGAAUAGUCGUUGGAAUAGUCGUUAUCAUCGCAGUUGCGAUUCUUGCAUUCUUCCUCUUCAAGCGGAAGAGGCGACCUCUAUCAACA
This is a messenger RNA of Mollisia scopiformis, 1089 nucleotides long. RefSeq lists its product as uncharacterized. The transcript has 4 exons. The annotation marks the transcript as partial. The record is from RefSeq and is a predicted model, not a curated record. Lineage: Eukaryota; Fungi; Ascomycota; Leotiomycetes; Helotiales; Mollisiaceae.